AUGCUCUCAAUCAUACUAAGAGCAAUCGGCGUUUCGAAGGCGUCUGCCUGGACGCCGUCAUAUUUUCGGCGCUUUACUCUCAGCAGUCAGCUCUGCCUCAAUUACGCAAAACUGGACGAUGAGAAGCGCAGAGCCUACCUGGAAAAGAAUGGAGCAAGAAAAAAAUCUCGUUUACUCGCCGAUCCUGAUUUUCGUGAGAAAGAAUACCAAAGAACAAGGGAUUUUCACAAGAUAUCAAAACACAAAGAGGAAUUCGUGUUACGGUAUGCGCUAUACCGUUGGAUAAGGCGAUGUUCUUGGGUAUGCACAGAGCUACCAUGGAAGUCUUAUCGUCCAAUCUAUUACAAUCACCGUGUUGAACACUUGUGUACUGGCUGCGCAUGGACUAGACGAAACGGGCUCAGGCUGUCGUGGGCAAGAGACGUGGGAGCCUCUAACAGCUACGACGAGUCAGACAGUCAUGAGUAUCUUUGUGGUGCUUGCUACUCACAGAGAGGAUGGAAUGAAGCGAUGCCUGCUGGCUACGAAGACAUUAGGCUUCUCAAAGACCUGGUGAAAAGAAAAAAACAACUCGAUGACACCACAUUCAAGAAGGUCUCAUGUGCAAGACAUCAAAAAACGCAAUCCACUUGCGACAGUAUCUGA
This is a messenger RNA of Aureobasidium pullulans EXF-150, 645 nucleotides long. RefSeq lists its product as uncharacterized. NCBI's taxonomy places the organism in Eukaryota, Fungi, Ascomycota, Dothideomycetes, Dothideales, Saccotheciaceae. Bases 1 to 645 code for a protein of 214 amino acids. The transcript has a single exon. The record is from RefSeq and is a predicted model, not a curated record.